CCGCCGAUGGCAUCGCGACCGCACGGGUAGGCGGUUUGAUUCCAGUUCGAUUAUCUGUUAUUUAUAUUAUGUAUAAAUUAGAAGUGACUAUGUUCAUUUGUUAAAGCUCUAUUUUCUAGCUUUUUCUACUAAACCAACACCUUCAUCACACCAUUAUCAAUUAGAAACAAUACAAAACUACAGAACUUUCAAAAUUGAUUAGUGCUUAUCUAACCAAAUAACUGUAUCUGGACAUUCAGUGAGUGUUUCACAGUGAGUGAUACAUGUUUCAAAUAAACAAAGACUAAACAGUGACACCCUCACUAUAUUAUGUGAUACCACCAUGGGCUGUGGAUCGUCCGGCAACGUGGUGCCAGUUGAGGGCGCCAAUGGCACCGCGAAUGGCAACAGCAAGGCGAACGGUGCCAAUGGACACCACGACGACGGCUUGCCGACGGUGGUCCUGCCAGAAACGCCUGUCAAACCUAAGCCUCAGCAUACCGGUGUCCCGAUCGCCUUCGAAAUUCCCUUGGAGGAGUUUGACGCACAUCAACGGACAGAAACACCUCCACCGCACCUUCAACGCCUGCUGCAGCCGCCGCAGCAAGAGAUCAGUCUGCCUGACAUAGAGGAAAAACUGGCCGAAGCUGAACAGAGGAGACAACAGAUUUUGCAACAAAGAGCGGCUUCUGCGCAGAAAAAAGCACAGAGGAUGACCAGAUCUUUUCAAGAAAUGGAUGGACUGGAUUCGGAACAUGAAAUGAUGGAUUCUAUUAAACAUGCGCCGAAAACGUUGACCAUCCCACCCGAUCCAGGACUGGUAGAAGAUAAAAAUAUAUCGUAAUUCAUUUUAAGACAUAUAUUACUAUUUAGUUAUAGGUAUAAUAUUAGUCGGUCAAACAUACCUAUUUGGUUUUGUCAUCAAUCGUUUAUCGUUUGAAAAAAAGUGAGAGUUUGUACUUGAUAAAUAUGCAAUAAAAAAUCCGGGAAAUAUUUACAUAAUCAUUUUUAAAUAUCACGUAAUGGUACUUAUUUAUACAUACUUAAUUAAUAUUCCUAGAUCUCAUUAAAAAGUUUCAUUUAACUGUCUUAAUUUUCAAAUUUAUUUAAUUUUUAUUUAAAAUUAGAAAGCCUUUAAUAUCGGUGUUUAAUAUUUUGAAGCAUAUCUAGAGUUAGACCAAGAUAAAUCUGCAGUGAUUUUGAGCACAGACUAUGCAACUGUUAUUUUAAACGUCAGAAUUUCAUAGAAGAUCGUUUAAAAUAACACUUGCACAACCUUCAUAUUUAUUAUUAUUUAGAGCCCAUCAUGUCCCACGGACAGCGAAAGAUCUCCCCCAAUUUUUUCGCUGAUAUGAUGAUAUCGGUCUAGUGAUUGUGUGUUCACUCCUUUAAGAAGUCUAAGUAGUUUAUCCCGUCAUUGCCGGUUGGGUCUGUUAUAUUCCUGAUUCGAGACUAAGGUAUUAGGAAAGGUGAAUGCGGGGAAAAGCGUCUAUAAGUUGAGACCGUUUACAAGCUCUUAUAACUCUUGCGUUUGUUUACUCCACUGAUAGAAGAUCGGUAGAGCAGAAGGAGCAAAGCCCUUCCUCUCCAUGUCUGAGUGAAGUACGUAUACAAAUACGAGAGUUCUCACCCUAUGACGAUUUUCCUUAAUUAAGUAUAGUUAUUAAUUAAGAAAAGAGCGUCAAAAAAUUCAAAACCAAAACAAAGGAAAGCUCGCGGCACAACGUUUGUUUAAUUAAUUAACAUUACAAAUCUCAGUGCUCAGGGAUUAACAAUUCCCAUGUUUUUUUUUUCAUUUUGGUAUUUAAUUAAUAAAAUAUGCUCAUUUUUUCAGUAUUUUAGUUACAAAAGGCAUUGCUUUAGCUGUAAUUAGCUUUAUAAGGUUUUUAUUACGUUGAUUUCUAUCUUUUUCCCGGUAUAUCAAAGUGUACGAGUAUUAUGGGA
Molecule: messenger RNA, 1923 nt
Organism: Cydia pomonella (codling moth)
Lineage: Eukaryota; Metazoa; Arthropoda; Insecta; Lepidoptera; Tortricidae
Exons: 6
Coding region: 323-823 (166 amino acids)
Biological process (GO): regulation of microtubule polymerization or depolymerization
Source: RefSeq, a predicted model, not a curated record